Messenger RNA from Helianthus annuus (common sunflower), 1640 nucleotides. Its product is annotated as probable inactive purple acid phosphatase 28. The transcript has 5 exons. The coding region runs from base 72 to 1259 and encodes 395 amino acids. The record is from RefSeq and is a predicted model, not a curated record. Gene Ontology annotation, molecular function: hydrolase activity, acting on ester bonds. Gene Ontology annotation, cellular component: cytoplasm. Lineage: Eukaryota; Viridiplantae; Streptophyta; Magnoliopsida; Asterales; Asteraceae.
CAUACUUGCUAAAUUUCAGGGUUCAAACUCAAAUAGAUUUCACCUCUCACACACACACACACACACAAACAAUGCAAUCCAGCACAAAAUGGAUUCAAUCGUUCAUCUACCUAACCCUAAUCACAAUCUCACUCAAUCUGCUACAUAUUUUGCUUCUAUCCGACAGAUUAAUCAUCUCUCAUCACAAAAUUACACUCAAGAAGCAUCCUGAUCUUCCUCUACGCUUCAAUUCAGACGGAACCUUCAAGAUCCUUCAGGUAGCCGAUAUGCAUUACGGAACCGGAUUGACUCGGUGUAGAGAUGUUUUGAGCUCUGAGUUUGACUCCUGUUCCGAUCUUAACACAACUCGGUUUUUGAAGCGGAUGAUUGAAGCUGAGAAGCCGGAUUUUAUUGCUUUUACAGGUGAUAACAUAUUUGGGUCAAGCACUAAUGAUGCGGCUGAGUCACUAUUCAAAGCUUUUGGUCCAGCAAUGGAUUCUGGGCUUCCAUGGGCAGCGGUUUUGGGCAAUCAUGACCAAGAAUCAACUAUGACCCGUGAAGAACUGAUGUCAUUCAUCUCCCUGAUGGAUUAUUCGCUUUCACAACCCAACCCGUUAAUUCAAGAUCCCACAGACCCUACUAAACAACAAAUUAUGACAGAAAUCGAUGGGUUCGGGAACUAUGAUCUCAGUGUAUGGGGUCCCCCAGGGUAUCAGUCGGCCAACCAGACCGUAUUCAAUCUCUUCUUUCUAGACAGUGGGGACAGAGCUGUUGUUGAUGGGUUUAGAACGUAUGGAUGGAUCAAGGAGUCUCAGCUUAAUUGGCUACGUGGUGCUUCUAAGGGACAUAACCAAGAAAACCAUCAAUCACAAGAGAUUCCAUCACUAGCAUUCUUCCAUAUCCCGAUCCCAGAAAUCCGUUCCGGGCCUUUUAGGGAAGUUUUUGGGGAAUAUCGUGAACACGUGGCAUGUUCUAUAGUGAACUCUGGAGUGUUGAAGACACUCGUGUCAAUGGGAGAUGUGAAAGCAGCGUUUAUAGGCCAUGAUCACCUCAACGAUUUCUGUGGGAAUUUAAACGGUGUAUGGUUUUGUUAUGGUGGUGGUUUUGGGUAUCAUGGUUAUGGUCGAGCCGGGUGGUCAAGACGAGGUAGGGUCAUACUUGCACAACUGAAAAAGGGGAAGAACGAGUGGUUGGGAGUUGAAACGAUUAAGACAUGGAAGCGACUUGAUGAUGAAAACUUGACUAAAUUCGAUCAGCAGAUCUUAUGGACAUCAUCAUAGUGAUUCUUGUUGCAGGUUUUCAAAGGUCAGACAUGGGUUUAGAUCUGUUCAUCCAUGGUGGUCGCCAGUUUUUAUGCUGAUACGUUGAUGGACAUAGACGACGGUGAUGAAGACGAACCAAUGAUGGAUGCGGAGGUGGUUAUGGUUGAACAUGGUUUUAACCUUUUGAUGCGUUGCCGGCGAUGGUGGCUGGAUGUAGAAUUGUUGAUGAUGAGAGAUGAAAAAAAAGGAUAAUAGAAAGGGGUAGAAUAGUCAAUCAGUUAUAAUUGGUUAUAUAUGAUAUUUUAUGUUUUUGUUGGGUAUAUAUGAUAUUUGUAAUGUUUACAAGGGUAUUUAUGAAAUUAAUCCUUAUUCUAAAUAAUAAUAUAACCAUUUGAAGUA